Saccostrea cuccullata (small rock oyster) is the source of this 1527-nucleotide messenger RNA. RefSeq lists its product as uncharacterized. Lineage: Eukaryota; Metazoa; Mollusca; Bivalvia; Ostreida; Ostreidae. Bases 14 to 1411 code for a protein of 465 amino acids. The record is from RefSeq and is a predicted model, not a curated record. The transcript is spliced from 10 exons.
CGCACAGUACACGAUGAUAUUCAAGCUGCUAUGUUAUUUCCACUUGGCCACUUGUUUGGGAAGUAAUGACAGAAGCAUCAUUGCUCAUCAUAUAACCAAACCAAUCAUUACAAGAGGUUGUCACAAUAUUUCUUUGGAAAGUCACUCUAUUUUGAGAAAGGACUGUUUAGAGGAGAACAAUGUCACCAAUUGUUAUCAAUUCUGUUUCCUCAACCAAUCAGGAUCAACUGUUAAGGCUCUACUCCUGAAGGGAACGGAGUGUGUUUGUUCUUUCGAGACUCUACAUACGUCAUUUGAUACUGCAAAACGCUGCAACGAGAGUUGUCCUGGAAACUCAAACCAAAGCUGCGGCGGUUAUGGUCAUCACACUUAUGCUGUGUAUGAAAUAGUAUACUGUGUUUCCCCCCCAGAAAAUAUCACCAGCAAUGACCAAAAUGCAGGCUGUGGAUUUGUCAAGUUUCAGCUUUAUGAAACAAAUCCGACAUUGAAAUCUGGUGACUGCAACUUGAGAAAAAUGGCAUACUGCACAAUGCUGAACAACGUGGAUGGAACAGUGAUUAAAACAACAAACAUGACGUGGGAUGAGCAUAACAACAAUUGCUCGGGACAUUUGGCUUUUAUUGGGGACACCAAAACUGUACAAUGGAAGUUAGACAAUGCAAUACAGUCAGGUUUUACAUUUUGGGUGGGACAUCGUAUUUGGAAUUAUGUCCCUAUUGAAUUCGAUGAAGCAGAUUCUUCUAAUAACCAUGAUGACACAGAAAGUGAAAUUUUCAUAGAUGAGAUAAACGAAUCUUCUGGUGAUACUGCAGAUUCUUCUAAUGACCAUGAUGGCACAAAGAGAGUAGUUCUCAGAGAUGAGAUAAACAAAUCUGAUGAUGUACCCAGCAGCAUCACCUUGAUCAUAGCUGUGACUGUCCCGGUAGUGGUUCUUAUUGUUAUUUUGUUGGCAGUUGUUUGUAUGAAGAGAAAGAAAGCCAAACUGAACAGCUCGAAACAACAUAAAAAUGUAAGCAGUAAGAAUGCUCCUCAUGAAGGUCAUGAUGUACCCCUUCAGCCAGCAAGAAGUCAAACCCAACAAGACCAGGACUAUGACCACCUACACGGAAAUCCAGCCUCUCUCCACUCAGAUAAUGUGUAUGAUGUGAGCGGACAGUGUACUGAUGGACCCAGUAUUCAGGACAGUAUGUACAACACAAGUAAACAAUGCUCUGGGAAUGAAUUAUACGACUCUAGUGUCUGUAAUCCUCAGAAAUCCGAGUCUGAGAAUAUUAUGAACAGUGAUAUGUACAGCACAAUGAAUAUGCACGAUGGUGGUGAAUAUCCAAAGGACAUUGACUUGUACGAUCACACCAGUUCUAGUGGUCAAAAUAACGACAAAACAGAUAUUUACAAUGAAAUUGACACUUGAUUAAAGACAAUAAAUACUGUAUUUUUGUUUCCUUACUUUUUUUAAUUUAAAAAAAUACUAUUCAAUAAUAAAAAUUUGUAAUGUAAAUGAUUUGAGACUACACCUUUAUAAUUUAU